Messenger RNA from Sphenostylis stenocarpa, 789 nucleotides. The record is from the annotation of a GenBank genome assembly. Lineage: Eukaryota; Viridiplantae; Streptophyta; Magnoliopsida; Fabales; Fabaceae.
AUGGGGUUUGGUCUGAAAAGGAGGAAGAAGAGAGGAGAAGCAGAAGAAGAAGGAAGGAUGCGCAAGUCUUUCAAGGAUUCAGUCAAAGCUCUUGAAGCUGACAUCCACUUUGCCAACACACUAGCUUCUGAGUACCCAAGUGGCGGUGCCUGCUUCCAAAUGAGAUUGUCCUAUAGCCCAGCUGCUCAGUUCUUCCUUUUUUUGGUUCAAUGGACUGAUUGUCACAUUGCUGGAGUCUUAGGAUUGCUCAGAAUUCUAAUAUACAAGGCAUAUGAAGAUGGGAAGACAACCAUAUCCAACUAUGAAAGAAAAGCCAGUCUUAAGGAGUUCUAUGGGGUGGUGUUUCCCUCUUUAUUACAACUCCACAGAGGAAUCACUGAUGUUGAAGACAGAAAACAAAAACAUCUAUGUUCUACUAAGUAUAAGCUUAAAGAUUUGACAAGCAAAGGAAAGAUUUCUGAAAUUGACAUGGAGAGAGAAGUAGAGUGUGGUAUUUGCUUGGAGGUGAAUAGCAUGGUUGUAUUGCCCAACUGCAAUCAUUCAAUGUGUAUGAAAUGCUACCAAGACUGGCACGCAAGAUCUCAAUCUUGUCCUUUCUGCCGAGACAAUCUCAAAAGAGUAAACUCAGAUGAUCUUUGGAUCUACAUCGGCAGCAAUGAGAUUAAUGACUUGGCUUCAAUCAACAAGGAGAAUUUGAAAAGAUUAUUUAUGUACAUAGAAAGUUUGCCUCUAAUUGCCAGACCCUAUAUUCAUCAUGUCAUAUCCUCACCACUAGUGAUUGCCAAUUAG